Molecule: messenger RNA, 930 nt
Organism: Saprolegnia parasitica CBS 223.65
Lineage: Eukaryota; Oomycota; Saprolegniomycetes; Saprolegniales; Saprolegniaceae
Exons: 3
Coding region: 1-930 (309 amino acids)
Molecular function (GO): 3'-5'-RNA exonuclease activity
Source: RefSeq, a predicted model, not a curated record
AUGACCGGGCUGUACCCGCGUAGCCUUCGAUCGCUGGCCGCAGCCUCGGACACACCAUCGUUCACCAUCCUCCAGUUCAACGUGCUCGCCGAUGGGUUGAGCGGCCUCCGCGACGACCACGGUGGCUUUACGCUCGCACCGCCGGGGUCCUUGGCGUGGGCCCAUCGCCGGCAGCCUCUUCUCGAUGAGAUUCUGCGCUUUGCUCCCGACAUUGUGUGCUUGGAAGAAGUCGACCACUUUCACGAUUGGUUCGAGCCGCAGCUCGCCGCGCAUGGCUACACGGGCCUCUUUGCGCCCAAGCCCGACUCGCCAUGUUUGCAAGUCAGCGACCAGCGCGACGGCUGCGCCGUGUUUGUCAACGCUCGCUUUCGCGUCCUGCGCCACGACGUGCUCUCGUAUGCGUGCUACGUACCGCCGGAUACGACGACCCUCCAGCCACAAAAUCAAGUCGCGCUCCUCGUCGAGCUCGCGCUUCGCGACUCGCCGCACGAGGUGCUCGUUGCCUGCACGCACCUCAAGGCCGCCAAGGACGCGGCAGGUGAAGCGAUUCGGACCCAAGAAGCUGCCAUGCUUUGCCGUGCUCUCAGUGCCAAGCAGGGCGCUGGCCAUGCGAUUGUCGUGUGCGGCGACUUUAACGCAGUGCCGCAUCCGACGCCCGCGAUGCCAGCGACAACCUAUGCGACAAUGGUCAAGGACCACGGGUAUGCCAGCGCUUACUGCCAAGAGGGCCGUGAACCAGCGUACACGACGUGGAAGGUGCGUCCGGGCAAGGAAGCCAAACACACGAUCGACUAUAUUUUCUAUACGAGCUCGUCACUUGCCGUCACAGCGAUCGCGGAGAUGCCCGCGUCCAUUGAUGCGUGCCGUCUUCCGUCGCACCGCUACCCGUCCGAUCACAUGGCGCUCGUCGCGACGCUGCAAUGGACGUGA